Messenger RNA from Durusdinium trenchii, 1668 nucleotides. The record is from the annotation of a GenBank genome assembly. Lineage: Eukaryota; Dinophyceae; Suessiales; Symbiodiniaceae.
AUGGCUUUGCGUGUGCUGAUUGGUUACCUUUGCCUUUGGCGGGUGACAUCACUGGGGCCCAGCAUUUGUGGCAGCAAGCCAGAUGCCGUGCCAGGUUGUGAUAAGCGCGACAUGGGCUCCUGUGGCAACGCUUGUUGUGUAGUAGAGGUGGCGCUUCCUUUGACCUCGGAGCAAGCAUAUCAAAGCACAAAAGAUGCUUUGCAACGUCUUGGAGAGGACGGCUUUGAGUAUGUGACGGGUGGAAGCCCGAACCCGGCGGAUGAUCUUCGUCCUUACAAUAUUUCCAGCCCAAAGAAGUUCCAAUUCAUCCUUCAGGGUCGUCACAAUGCACCAAAAUAUUUCGGUGCCAACGGUGACAUCCUGAACUUUGCGAUCUAUGAGGGAGAUGCACCCACCAGUUCUGUGCUGCGGAUGUUCUCCCUGAGUCGCAUUCACGGUGCGUUGGGCGACAACGGACAAAACUACAAAACUCUGUCGCUCUUGGCGAAGCGCUUGAAGGCGGCGAAGCGAGUGAAAUAUGGCUGCCAUGCUGCAAUCCUCAGCUUUGUUCCACGAGGCCAAGCAGACCUUCGAGUCGUGACCUACUUGAAGGGCUACGGCAAGCUCACUGGGCCGAACUCCGUGAGUGUGGCCAUGAAUGAUGGCAGUGAGCAGACCAUCACGGCCAAAAAUAUCAUGCUGGCUACAGGCUCUGAGAUUAUUGAGAAGCUGCCUUUUGUGGAAGUGGACGAGGAACAGAUUGUGUCCUCCACAGGGGCAUUGGACCUGAAGCAAGUGCCAGAGAAAUUGGUGGUCAUUGGCGGUGGCGUGAUUGGAUUGGAACUUGGCUCUGUUUACGAGCGGUUGGGAUCGAAAGUCACAGUGGUUGAAUUCUUGCCCACGAUUGGCGGAAUUGGGAUUGAUGGCGAGGUCUCAAAAGAAAUGCAGAAGAUCUUGAAAAAGCAAGGCAUCAACUUUAUGAUGUCGACAAAAGUAACAGCCGUGGAGAAAACUGGUGGUCUGGUGAAGGUUGGAGAAGCAAACUGCGCAAGUAGAACCAAGAAAGCAAAAGAUGCCAAUGUGGUCCUCGUUUGCGUUGGUCGCCGGGAAUUCCGUGAUGGCCUAGGUGCUGAGGAGGUGGGUGUUGAACUUGAUGGCAGAAAGAUCAAGGUCGAUGACACCUUCAAGACAUCCGUGCCAAGCAUUUAUGCCAUUGGCGACAUCAUCCACGGGCCAAUGUUGGCCCACAAAGCAGAGGAUGAAGGCGCCAUGGUCGCUGAGUAUUUGGCCACCGGAAAGCAUCCGCACUUGGACUACAACAAUGUGCCCUCCGUUUUGUACACGCAUCCAGAAGUUGCCUGGGUGGGCAAAAGUGAGGAAAUGUUGAAGCAGGAAGGUGUUGAGUACAGAAAAGGAAAGUUUGCUUUUGCUGCCAACGGGCGAUCCAUCGCAAACAUGGACACUGAUGGCUUUGUGAAGGUCCUGUCCUGCAAGAAGACUGACAAGCUUCUGGGUGUACACAUCAUCAAUGCCAUUGCGGGGGACAUCAUCAGUGGUGCAUGUAUCGGCAUCGAGUAUGGUGCUGCCUCUGAGGACCUCGCGAGGGUUUGCAUGGCGCAUCCUACUGUCUCAGAGGUUCUCAAGGGAGCUGCCCAGAAGACUGCCUUCGGUAAAGCCGUUAGCGGAUGA